AUGGAAAAGAAUUGGAGUGAAACUUCGCUCGAGGAUGGGCAGAAUAUAAUACCAUCGGAUCAAGAUAUUCGGGUGGUGGAGAAUUAUUUUCAAAAUGAUAAUAGUGCUGGUGAAGGAGCUAAUCUUGUUGUUGGAGGUGCUGGAGAAGAUAAUAAUUUGGAAAUUACAAAUCAGCAACAACAUCAUCAUCAUGUGAUCAAUCCGGGAACAACAAUAACACCACCAACCUAUUCAAAUUUACAACAUUAUUUAUUUCUAUCACUUCCAUUAUGUAGUAUUCAAUUAAAUAAUUUACCAGAUAAUUUCGGAGGUAUUUCACCAGUUACACAAAGUUUUACUAGUUCUUCCUCAGAAUUUGAACAGAAUAGACUCACUUUUAAUGAUGCUAAUAGGGAAGUUGCAAUUUAUAAUAGCAAAAAGUUCAUGUUAUUUCCAUUGAUGAAGGGUGAUAUUAUUACAAAAAGACUUCCAACACUAGUUGACUUGAAGGGAUUAAUGCCAACUGCUGCAAAAUCAUCGAGUAAGAGAACCUUCUUUGCCAUGCUGUAUGAACAGAGAAGAUUGGUCAUAUUUUCAGUUAUUUCAUCAGAUUCUUCUAAACCACAUAGCGCAGAAUAUUUCACUCACUUUGAUUUGAUGGAGAAAAAAACUAGACCAAAUAUUAUUUUGGAUUUUCAUUGGAUUUCAGAUUCUUAUUUAUUAGUUGUGUCGACAUACUCAAUUGAUUUUAUUAGUGUUAAGGAAAAACACAAACCUGUAAAGACCUUGAAAUCAAUUUAUGAGAAUAUUCGGUUCUGUAAAUUCUCGCCAAUUGAUAACUUGUUGGUAUUAGCUUUGGAGGGUAAAAAUACAGCUCUCUAUCCUUACAUUAUUACUCCAAGUGGCCAAAUGAACAAAUUGACAAAAGUUGAGCUAACAGAACUCAAUAUCGGAGAUCAUAAACCAAUCAAGAGCUCUGAAACUUUCCUCGUUUCAAUGUAUGGUCGUUGCUGUCUCGUUUGCAUAUGCUCAGCCAAUCAUGAAAUGCAUAUCUUCAAGUACAAGCCACAAAAUGUUCAAGCUUUUGUACAACAAAGAAUUUUCAAUUUAUUCUCUGGAUCAAACAUUGCAUUGAAUGUUGUUGAUUCUCUCUUAAUUGUUCACAACUUGGAUGAUAAAACCUCAACUGCCUAUGAUGUUUUCACAAAACAAGAUUACCCAGUCUCUCCUCCUCUUUCCAUUUCUCCACAUUAUACUGUUAAGGAUACACUGACACAGGCUGAUAUGCAAGUUGAUGCUACUGAUAGAUUAUACAAAUCCGAUUCUUGGACCUACUGGUAUCCAAAUUAUAUCCUCGAUAAGGAAUUGGGUUAUGUUUUCGAGCUUAAACUUUCCAUCUCUCACAUGCCAAUCAAUAUGAGAAAUAGAAAGGAUUCUAUAAAAUUCCUAUUCAGAAGAGUUAACAGUAAGGCUUUGCUCUUGACAACACUGAGAACUUUUAUUGAAUCUAAGAGUGAGGAGUUGAAGACUAUAUCAGAAAUUUUAGAACUUGUUAACAAGUAUUAUUGGAAUCAAUUAGUUAAACUUGAAACUGAAAAACAGGAAAAGUUUAGUGAAAAAUUGAAACGUCUUUCCGUAUUUACCAAACCUAAAGCUUUGGAAUUUGUAGAUAUUAACAUGCUCACAGAAAUUGAAGAAGGUGAUGAAAUGCAAGAAACACAAAUUAAUACCAUUGGUUAUCCAAUAAUUAUGCAAUCAGACAUGUACAAAUUUGUAUUUGUUCCAAUUGAUGAAGCAGGAUCUCUAUCUACCAUAGAGCUAGUCUCAGUUUUGGUUGAAUAUGUCAGAGGACUGAAGAAGAGUAAUGUGCCAGUUCACAAUUUUAUUCAAAAGUUGCUCAUUGAACUGCUGGUGAAGGAUAAUAAUUUUUCAAUGUUGCAUCAAUUGAUCCAAUUCAAGGUCAUUGGCGAUAGUCAAUUGACUGCAUUGCAAAUGUUGCACAUUUCCGAAAAGUAUCCUCCAGCUUAUCAAAUUUCCCUUGAUAUUCUAAAGAGAUUGAAUGAUUAUGAUUUGUUGUGUGAAGUUCUCCUUUCAAGGAAGGAUGUUUCCAGAGUUUUAGAAUUAAUGAUGGAAAAUAGUGAAAAGCAUCCAUUCAAAAUUUCCUACGCUCAAGUAUUUGAAGCUGGUAAGUAG
Naegleria gruberi is the source of this 2172-nucleotide messenger RNA. RefSeq lists its product as uncharacterized. The transcript has 5 exons. Gene Ontology annotation, molecular function: protein binding. The record is from RefSeq and is a predicted model, not a curated record. Gene Ontology annotation, biological process: regulation of autophagy. Bases 1 to 2172 code for a protein of 723 amino acids. NCBI's taxonomy places the organism in Eukaryota, Heterolobosea, Eutetramitea, Acrasida, Naegleriidae. Gene Ontology annotation, cellular component: Mon1-Ccz1 complex; late endosome membrane; lysosomal membrane.